CUAAUAUAUCAGCCUCGCACUACUCGACUUUUCAGAGAUCAAUGAAAAAUUUGAGGAUACUUGCUAAACAGCAGCGAAAUCAAGAGGACUGGAUCUUAGAAAGUCCGACAAGCUUAUAAAGUUCAAGAGGCCACGUGACGAAAAGUUUUAAGGUGGCAGAUAUUACAAUACUCAGAUCGUUUCCAAUGGGAACACAAUCUGUUCGGAAAUAUAAAAAUAGUAUUUAAUUUACACUAUCUUCGUAAUGGACCCUGAGAAAGCAGAGAAGCUGAAGAAGGGGUUCUUCCAAUUGACUCAUAACAUGUUGUGUGCAGAUAAGGCGGCACAGUAUCUGUACGCGAACAAACAGUUGAGUGUGCAACUUAGAGAUCAGAUCAGAGAGCAGGAAAAUAAUACGGAAAAGAACAGAUUGCUCCUCAACAAUGUUCUCUGCAGAGAUACUAAAGCUUACGACCUUCUUUAUGAAUCUCUUCUCAUCAACAAAGAAGAACACCUGUGUCAGUUACUGUGGAUACCCUCUUUCGGUCCCUACCCGCAAUCCAGAGAAAGGGCUCCAGUGGUGUCAGUGGCUGGGUUCAACGAGGAACUGGAACGACGAGGCCUCGACUACAGAUACAGACAUGGCGAAGAUCCCAAUCCAGGCGGCGACGUCAUUGAUUUACAGACAUUCUAGAACAUUCCUGCAUGUUCAUGCUGCGUUAAGUGGUACACCAUCGGCAAUAAUAAAUAUGCAUAUGGUUCGCCCAAAAAUUUGGAAGAAAUUGCCGGAAUUGAAAAGCAUGAAAUUUAUUUUAAUCAAUCGUUUGCGGAUCACUUUUGAAUUCGAUUUGGGCCAAAUUGUACCACUUAAUGACUUAAUUAUGAAUUACUCUUUUUUUAUAUGCAUUUUUAGUGACUUGUUACGGUACCGAUAUUUAUU
Symsagittifera roscoffensis is the source of this 919-nucleotide messenger RNA. RefSeq lists its product as uncharacterized. Gene Ontology annotation, biological process: regulation of apoptotic process. Bases 245 to 673 code for a protein of 142 amino acids. The record is from RefSeq and is a predicted model, not a curated record. The transcript has 3 exons. NCBI's taxonomy places the organism in Eukaryota, Metazoa, Xenacoelomorpha, Acoela, Convolutidae.